Molecule: messenger RNA, 1389 nt
Organism: Diaporthe citri
Lineage: Eukaryota; Fungi; Ascomycota; Sordariomycetes; Diaporthales; Diaporthaceae
Exons: 2
Coding region: 1-1389 (462 amino acids)
Source: RefSeq, a predicted model, not a curated record
AUGCCACGGCAAACCAACCCCAGUGACUUGCCUGGAGUCGCAAAGGCUCCCGAGGCAAGGUUGCCAUCCAGCCACAAGACACUCUUACGUACAUACUCCCGCCGUUCCCUGAAGAGACGGCACACAUCGCCUCCGGCGCAAACCGUGGAGCGAUUCCUCACACGCACUAGGAGUCUGAGUGUAACAGAGCAAAAGACUACCGAACAUCGCAAUGCGGCCAAGAAUCAACAGCCUUCGCGAUCAAUCCCAAACAAAGACCGCAAGCGCUUGAGGUUCUCCUUGGCGUCCGCAGAGAACAAGACGCCGAGUGACCUCGCUUGGGAGGCGCUUGCCUCAUCUGCGCCUGUAUUGACACGAGAAGACGAUGGCUCCUCAGACGAGGGAGGAUCACAUGAGACUCAUGUCGUUGAAUGCUCGCCUGGUCAUAAGGGAUCAGUGCACCAGCAACCAGCCGCCGGAGACGUGGUGAAAGGUCCAACCAAAAGCGGUGAAAGAAGACCUCGCGGAGAUGCGGCCUCAGAAGUUGAUGCUCUAGAGAAUAUGAGCUUGGAGGAAUCUGACGAAGUUGAAGAUGACUCUUCCGAGCCUGGCCAAGACGGAGAGGCCGACAUCACCGCUUUAACAUCAUCAUCUGAAGGCGAUGGGACCUCCAUUCCCACCAACGCAGAAAGUCAGAAGCCAAAGACCAGGGGCCGCUUUUUGAUCUUUGACAGAUCCCCACCGAAGGGCUUCAAGGUGCUUCACAAGCCUCGAGUCAACCCGGAGACGAAACCGCCGAUAACCAAGAAUAGACAGAAGCUGACCGACGGAUUCACCGAAGACGAGGCGCGUCCCCUCUUCCUUGGCAAAAGAAGACGGCUUCAGCAGCUUGACAUAAAUGUCGGAAGCCUAGACCUGACUCAGACCGGCAAAGCCUCACAGCAAAGGCAAAGAGAAAUCAGUCCCGAAGUCAAAAGGCAAACCCAAACUCGGACGACUGCCGGUCUAUGGCGUGGACGGCAGUACUUCGGCUCAUCGCAGUUCAAAAUAGAGUCUCAGGAUCCUGACGAGUCUUCUGAGGUCAAGGAAGCGACAACAAAAGGUCACAAGAUUGAUCUUGAUAGGUACGGCAGGCCAAUCCGUUUGGUUGACAACUUCGGCCCCAUCGUGAUCCCACGGACCGACUCUCCUCGGCCAGAGAACUCUGGCAAAAUGGACUCAUCAAGUGAACCCCCGGGAGAGGUUGUACAGGAUUCGAGCCCAAGUAUACAACCGUUCCCGAAGCGAAGUAUGAAUUGUGAGACUGGAAAGUCGAACUCACUGACACUACGUCCUGGCCCGCCUUCCCGACUGAAAUCUGACUUCGUGAUCACUGAUACACCCCUCCAGCGCGGCGAUGCAAGCCGGUAA